CUCUCUCUGGGGGGGGGGGUCGGUCACUUUCAAAACGCCGUCUAUGUUAGGUUGGGUUGGGUUUUGCCGAUCGAUUGUAAUGGCUUUCUUAUUUUUGUCAAAAAAAAAGCUCACGCACGAGGCACGAUUGUGCUCCUGGACGAGCAGACAAGUCCAGAUCAUCAUCAAACCAAAGAACCCCCCAUCAUCAAGGUCAUUUCUUCUCUCGCUCGAUUAAUUUCCCGACGAUGAUUAGUGCCCUUUGAUUUGAUCUGCAUUGUCGUCUGCAUAUAUUGACUUUGGGUAUCAUGAUGUUGCCUCAAAGCGUCUAUCUACAUGCGCUCCUUGUUGCGUCUUGUUGUGUUCUCCUCCUUCUUCUUGCCGAUGCACUAAGAACACACCCUUCUGAAGUCACUGCUUUACGAUCAGUUAAGAGAAGUUUAAUUGACCCUAAAGACAAUUUGAGAAAUUGGAACAGAGGAGACCCUUGCAGAUCAAAUUGGACAGGAGUUAUCUGCUUUAAUGAGAUUGGUACUGACGACUACCUGCAUGUCCGAGAACUCCUGUUGAUGAAUAUGAACCUCUCUGGAAGUUUGUCACCAGAGCUCCAAAAAUUAGUUCAUCUUGAAAUAUUAGAUUUCAUGUGGAACAAUUUAAGUGGUUCAAUUCCGAAGGAAAUAGGACAGAUAUCAUCCCUGGUACUCUUGCUGCUGAAUGGAAACAAACUUUCAGGGUCUUUACCAAGCGAACUCGGUUAUCUUCCGAACUUGAACAGGUUCCAGAUAGAUGAGAAUAACAUCACAGGACCAAUACCAAAGUCCUUUUCCAACUUGAAAAAAGUGAAACAUCUUCACUUCAACAAUAAUUCGUUGAGCGGACAGAUUCCACUUGAGCUUUCCAAUCUUACUAACAUCUUUCAUGUUGAUUUAUCAAACAACAUACUUAACGGAUCCAUCCCACAGAGCUUCUCAGAUCUCCCUUUGCUUCAGAUGCUGUUGCUGAAGAACAAUGUGUUAUCUGGAUCUGUCCCUGAUUCCCUUUGGACGAAUAUCUCAUUAUUGAAAAAAGCUAGACUUCUACUUGAUCUUAGGAAUAAUUCUCUGUCACGAGUGCAAGGAGAUCUAACUCUUCCACAAAAUAUCACUUUAAGGCUUGAUGGUAACCCGAUCUGCAAAAAUGGAAGCAUAUCAAAUGCAAACCUUUUUUGUGAGUCCAAAGGAAAAGAGUGGACAUCAUUACCAACCAACUCAACUAAUUCUGCGCUGGACUGUCCUCCACUAGCCUGUCCGACUCCUGACUUCUACGAAUACAGCCCAGCAUCCCCGUUACGAUGCUUUUGCGCAGCGCCUCUCAGAAUUGGAUAUCGUCUCAAAAGUCCUAGCUUCUCAUACUUCCCUCCAUAUAUUGAUCAAUUUGACGAGUAUGUUGCUGAUUUCCUUCAGAUGGAACCAUAUCAACUCUGGAUCGACUCAUAUCAAUGGGAGAAAGGGCCUCGUUUGAGGAUGUAUCUAAAACUUUUCCCGAAAGUUAAUGAAACCUAUACAAGAACGUUUAACAGCAGUGAAGUUCUCAGAAUCCGGGACAUAUUCGCUUCAUGGAGAUUUCCUGGUAGCGACUUAUUCGGCCCGUACGAACUGCUCAACUUCACUCUGCAGGGGCCUUAUUCAUAUGUUAACUUCAACAGUGAAAGGAAAGGCGUCAGCUGGGGACGAUUAGCAGCAAUAACUGCAGGGGCUGUAGUUACUGCUGUUGCGAUAUCUGCCGUGGUUGCAGCCUUGUUGCUUAGAAGAUACAGCAAACACGAGCGAGAGAUAUCUAGAAGACGGUCUUCCUCGAAGGCUUCCUUGAUGAAUUCUGGGAUAAGAGGCUUCAGUUUCAAAGAACUAGCAGAGGCCACCGACGAUUUUAGCAGCUCAACUUUGGUUGGACGCGGAGGCUAUGGAAAGGUUUACAGAGGUGUGCUAUCUGACAAAACGGUUGCUGCAGUAAAGCGAGCAGAUGAGGGUUCUUUGCAAGGUGAAAAGGAGUUCUUGAAUGAAAUAGAAUUGCUCUCGAGGUUGCAUCAUCGGAAUCUAGUGUCACUGAUCGGUUAUUGUGACGAAGAAGGCGAGCAGAUGCUGGUGUACGAAUUUAUGCCAAAUGGCACCCUGCGCGACUGGCUGUCUGCUAAGGGGAAGGAGUCAUUGAGCUUUGGGAUGAGGAUUCGUGUUGCGUUGGGGGCAGCCAAAGGCAUUCUCUACCUUCACACAGAAGCCAACCCGCCAGUGUUCCACCGAGACAUCAAAGCCAGUAACAUCCUCCUUGACCCUAACUUCAAUGCCAAAGUUGCAGACUUUGGACUGUCUCGACUUGCUCCUGUGUUGGAAGACGAAGAGGAUGUGCCUAAACACGUCUCAACCGUUGUCCGUGGGACUCCAGGGUACCUGGAUCCGGAAUAUUUCCUGACACACAAGCUGACGGACAAGAGCGAUGUUUACAGCAUUGGAGUUGUGUUCUUGGAGCUGCUGACUGGUAUGCACGCCAUAUCCCAUGGCAAAAAUAUCGUGCGAGAGGUGAAGACAGCGGAUCAGAGGGAUAUGAUGGUAUCGCUGAUAGACAAGAGAAUGGAGCCGUGGUCGAUAGAAAGUGUUGAAAAGUUUGCGGCUUUGGCACUAAGGUGUAGCCACGACUCACCGGAGAUGAGGCCGGGUAUGGCGGAGGUAGUGAAAGAGCUGGAGGCACUGCUCCAAGAAGCCCCGGAUAAGGAGGCAAGAAUGGAAAUGGCAUCGUCUUCGUCAGUGCUCUCAACAUCGUCGUCGAAUGUGACCAGAGACCUUUACGAAUCGUCGAGCCUAUUAGGAAGCGAUCUCAGCAGCGGCUUUGUUCCCAGCAUCGCUCCUCGCUGACUACAACUAUCUCUGUACAAAAAACAUUUACUCCUUUUUGACUCAACUCAACCUUUUUGAACCAAUUUAGUUACCUUCUAAGAACAUUGUAAUAAAUCCAAUAUAUCCUUAUUUA
Messenger RNA from Camelina sativa (false flax), 2979 nucleotides. Lineage: Eukaryota; Viridiplantae; Streptophyta; Magnoliopsida; Brassicales; Brassicaceae. The record is from RefSeq and is a predicted model, not a curated record.